AUGCAGAGCGCAUCUCUCUCUCUGUUUGACGAAGUGACGAAGACCACGUGGCUAAGGCAGAAGAGAAGCUUCUCUCUGCCGUUGGGAGCCGUGCCGCACGUUGCGAAGGAGUGGGGCUUCGAGGCCGACGACAGCGAGUACGUCUGGAGGCUGCGGCGCGGCGAGAACGGCGCGAAGCUGCGGGUGCGUCUCUUACAUAGCGGCCUGGUGAAGUACUACGAGGGCGAGAAAGGAGCGGAGCGGAAGGUGCGCUCAGUGUUUGCCAACGGCGCCGUGGCGCACUUCGAGGGCGAGCGAGGCGCGGAGCGGAAAGUGCGCAAAGAGUUUCCCAGCGGCCAGGUGCAGUACUACGAGGGCGGGCAGGGUGCGGAGCGGUUGGUGCGCUCGGAGUUAGCCGACGGCACUGCGCACCACUUUGAGGGUGACAAAGGUGCGGAGCGGUUGGAGUCGCCCGAAGGCACUGCGUACUACGAGGGCGAGCGAGGUGCGGACCGGCUGGUGCGCGCGGUGCGUGCCGAUGGCGCCGUGGAGCACUUCGAGGGCGAGCGAGGUGCGGAGCGGGUGGUGCGCGAGGAGUUUCCCAGCGGCAUCGUGCAGUACUACGAGGGCGAGAAAGGUGCGGAGCGGCUUGUGCGCGCGGUGUGUGCCGGCACCUUGCUGCACUUCGAGGGCGAGCAAGGUGCGGAGCGGAAGGUGCGCGCGGAGUUUGCCGACGGCUCCGUGGAGCACUACGAGGGCGAGAAAGACGCGGAGCGGCUUCUGUAG
Molecule: messenger RNA, 765 nt
Organism: Emiliania huxleyi CCMP1516
Lineage: Eukaryota; Haptophyta; Isochrysidales; Noelaerhabdaceae
Exons: 4
Coding region: 1-765 (254 amino acids)
Source: RefSeq, a predicted model, not a curated record